Molecule: messenger RNA, 9388 nt
Organism: Motacilla alba alba
Lineage: Eukaryota; Metazoa; Chordata; Aves; Passeriformes; Motacillidae
Gene: MCF2L2
Product: MCF.2 cell line derived transforming sequence-like 2
Exons: 34
Coding region: 2121-5828 (1235 amino acids)
Biological process (GO): intracellular signal transduction
Cellular component (GO): cytoplasm
Molecular function (GO): guanyl-nucleotide exchange factor activity; protein binding
Source: RefSeq, a predicted model, not a curated record
UGUAGAAAUCUUUUUUCUAUUUUUGCAGCUGUUUGGCAUAAUCUCAGUCCCGGUCAAACCUGAGUGUACCUGGCCACCUGUGGGACUACACAGAUGUCACAAUAACUUUGCACCUUCUGGAUGCUGAAAUCAACAGUAUUUCCUUCAAUGGAUGAUGCCCUGAGGUUUCUUGGUUCUGAGAAUCCAAGCUUUAUCUAAAUUAUUAAUUUGCUUUUCCUUUCCUAUUCUUCCAUGUUGACUGGUUUUUGUUACAAUCAGCUACAGUCACUAGUUUUUCUCUCUUCUGCUUUCAUCUUGCUGUUUUGAAAAGGACAAAUCUGUUGCUAUUAUGGUGAUUCAGAAAUACUUCCAGUGUACUUUCUGGAGGAUGGUAGAAUCUUUGGACCAAGAAUCUGGGGACACUUCUCAGUAUCGGUUGAGAAUUGUGUUCAUAGAUUACAGGACUUUUUUGUUUCUGGUUCCUUGAGUGUAGUAUUUAUCUGACUCCAAACAGGGUUUUCAACAAGCUGUUCCUCAGCAGAUAGAGAGAAAUCAGGCUUCUAGUAUUCUCUACUCUCUAAAAAACAACCUUGCGUAUUCAAAAAUAUUUUGGUUUACUUUCUUUUAUUUGCUCUGCAGUUUCUCCCCCAGGUCCCAUUCUGGAUAUGCAUGAAAGAAAUUGCAGAGUAAAAUAGGAAAACUUAAUGGGUUACUGUUCUUUAGUUGGCUUUGUCAAUGUAUAACAAUCCCUGACACCAAGCUCCUUCAUGAUUCCUGGUUGCUUUUGCUGCCUUCAAUGUCAAGUAUCAGAGAGCUGAUAGUGAGCCUCGUAAACAGGAUGGAAAAGAAGGUCCCACAUCAAAAACAUCACUCAUUCGAGUUUGCAUUUCCUCCUAUUAAGUUCAAAAGGAGGAUUUCCAGAAUCAUCCUCCUUGACUCUUUCCUCCCCCCCACCCCGUUUUUUGGAAUCAUUGCCUUUUUUUGUGCAUCAGCCAAAAUCUGUGCAACUUCUUUUCACAUUGUGUGUCACCCACUGUGACACAAGCUCUUCAGCUACUUCAUCUCAAGGCAUGAGUGAAGUGUUUGAAAAUGAACAUAAAACUUUCCAAUUGACAUUGUGUCAUUUAAAACCUGGAAUCCCUAGUUCUGGAAGGGAUCAGAGUGGAUCUCUGAAAGCAAGACAGAGAAGGUAUUUUGGGCAGUAGACUAGGAUGCAGGACAAAGAAGCUAAUCUCUAACCUCUCUCACCUCCCUCUCUGUUUCUGGACUGUUGGUUUAAAUCAAGUGCACCAAAGUAUUUCAGUGCCUAUGUUGAAUUCACAUCAGUUAAGAUCUUGGUGCUUAAAUGGGGCAGCUGCUUGCCCUGACUCAGGUCUGUGGUCUAUCUGGACACAGCCUCCUUUCUUCCACCUGUUGUCUGGGUAUUAGAGGUGAUCUGUACACCAGGACUGGUUGUUGUUCUGUACAGUCACUAAAGGAGUAGUUCCAAUAGGUGUUAUUGUAACAUAAACCUUGAUCCUGCCAGUUAAGUUGGCAGAUAUUUCUUGUAAAUGUUGCUGCUUUAGACUGGUGAGAAGAGUGGGGAAAAUAACUGGGUGCACCUGUUACAAAAAGAGAUCAAAUUAGCUCCAUGUGAGACUUUAAUUGCUUUUCACUCCAUAGAUCACGCACAAAAGUUGAGGUCAUUUUUUGCCCAGCUGCUUGCCAAGUUACUUUUUAACUUUUUAGCGUUUAAACUAACAGGCUUAGUUAAAAUAACAGGCUUUGUUUUUGUCUCACAGCCGCUUGUUUCCUCCUUUUACUAUGUAUUUGCUUGUAGCGGAAAAAGCAUCGGGAAAGGAAACUGUUGUGGAUUGGCUGGCUACACAAAGUCCUCCAGCAGAGUUCGGGGAGUUCAGGGUGGAACAGGGCCGUGUAUGUGGAGUAGACUUCACUGUUUCAAAGGCUGAAAAACUGCUCUAGUGGGAGGCCAAAUGCAGUGACUUAAUAUGGAACCUGAAGUGGUAAGGAGCAGCUGUCAGCUUGAGCAAACCUGUGGCAAGCUCUGGCAAAUCCACUGGAGCUGGUUUAUGAAAAGCUCUCUCUGAAAUCACAAGGCAAUAGAUGAAGUUAGUAGGCUGAAGAGGAGACUCUAUGAAAUCAUGCAGCAGGAGAUACGGCCGCUGGUAGCAGUGGAUAUAAUAGAGCAGCUCCACAGGCAAUUUGCAAUCUUGUCAGGAGGAAGAGGGAAGGAUGGGGCACCCAUUAUAACCUUUCCAGAAUUUGCAGGAUUCAGUGAGAUACCUGAUGAUGAUUUUCUGAAUGUGGUCACUUAUCUAACCAGCAUUCCCAGUCUGGAGGCUGCCAGCAUCGGAUUCAUCAUCAUCAUAGACAGACGACGGGACAAAUGGAGUGCAGUCAAGGCAUCCCUGACACGAAUAGCAGGAGCAUUUCCAGGAAACCUGCAGCUGGUGUUUGUCCUGAGACCCUCCCGCUUUAUCCAAAGGGCAAUCGCUGACAUUGGCAUUAAACUCUACCGAGAUGACUUUAAAAUGAAGGUACCGAUCAUCAUGUUAAAUUCUGUCUCUGAUCUGCAUGGCUACAUUGACAAGAGCCAGCUGACCCGGGAGCUGGGGGGAACUCUGGAGUACGGCCACAGCCAGUGGAUCCAUCACCGAACGGCCAUUGAAAACUUUGCAAUGACAGUAAAAACAACAGCACAGAUGCUACAGAGCUUUGGAACAGACUUAGCAGAGACUGAACUUCCCAACGAUGUGCAGUGCACAGAGGAGCUUCUCUCCUCACACACCGAGCACCACAGCAAGCUGAAGGAUGAGCUGAAGCUAGCAGUGAAGCAGGGGGCCACCUUACUGACAUGCAUCCGGGAGCCAGUCACCCGAAGUGCCAACAGCAAACUCAGUCCAGAUGAACUGGAAAAUGUGGCCACAGUGGAAAGGUUGUUGGCUCAGUUGGAUGAAACAGAAAAAGCUUUUGAUCAAUUUUGGACCAAGCAUCAUCUAAAACUAGAACAGUGCCUGCAGCUUCGACACUUUGAACACGAUUUUAGAGAGGUAAAAUUGACAUUGGAUAACCUCAUGGAAACACAAGCAGGUUUUGCUGACAUUGGAGACAGUGUAACUCGAGUUGAGAACCUCCUCAAGGAACAGAAACAUCUGGAAGAGAAAGGACAGGAACCUUUGGAGAAGGCCCAGUCCCUGGCUCUCCAUGGAGAACAGCUCAUCCAAAACAACCAUUAUGCAGUUGACUCCAUUAGACCAAAGUGUGUUGAACUCAGGCGCAUUUGUGAUGACUUUACCAAUGAGACCAAGAAAAAGUAUGAUAUUUUGGGAAAGUCUCUUGAGCUGCAUAAGCAGUUAGAUAAGGCAAGCCAAUGGUGCGAAGCUGGAAUCUACCUCUUAGCUUCCCAAGCUGUGGACAAGUGCCAGUCACAAGAGGGAGCUGAAACUGCGCUCGUUGAAAUUGAGAAGUUCUUGGUAACUGCUAAGGAACACCAGCUCUCUAACCCAAAGGAGUUCUACAAUCAGUUUGACAUGAUCCUCACCCCUGAAAUAAAGGCCAAUGCCCAAAGAAUUGUACAAAAACUCGAAGAUGUGCAAGAAAUGUUUGACAAGAGGCAAGUAAGUCUGAAGAAGCUGGCAGCCAAACAGACCCGGCCAGUACAACCUGUUGCUCCACAUCCUGAAUCUUCCCCAAAGCGAGCAUCACCAAAGAUUACCAGACCAGCAGCAGUAGCUACCAACAGGAGGUCUACAGAAAUUUCUUGCCCUCCAAAGACCGUUUCUGAAGUAGAGCUAUCAAAAAAGAAAAGCAUUAAGAAGACAAAAGGUGGAAUUAAGAUUGAAGUGAUGCAUGAAGCCAGUCAAGGAGGAUCCAGCAGAGUCCUGGUAACCAGUGAAAGUGAUGAGAACUUGUCAACAAGAAGGAGCCACAUAAUCAAUGAGCUGAUAGAAACAGAACGGGUUUAUGUAGAAGAACUUCAAAGUAUAAUAGAGGGGUAUGCUUCAGAAAUGGACAAUCCCAAUUUAGUACAUCUGAUUCCAUCUGCGCUUCAGAACAAGAAGGAAAUUCUUUUUGGGAACCUCCCAGAAAUCUACUAUUUCCACAACAGGAUUUUCCUUAAGGAGAUAGAAAAUUGCAUUGAAAACCCUGAGCUUCUUGCCCGAUGCUUUUUGAAAAGAAAGGAGGACCUCCAAAUAUAUGAGAAGUACUGUCAGAACAAACCAAGGUCUGAAGCUCUCUGGAGACAGUGUGGAGACAGCAUCUUUUUUCAGGAAUGUCAGCGUAAAUUGGAUCAUAAGCUCUCUCUAGAUGCUUAUCUCUUAAAGCCAGUUCAGAGAAUCACCAAGUACCAGCUGCUGCUAAAGGAAAUGCUGAAGUGCAGCAAGAACUCAGAAGGUACUGCUGAAUUGGAAGAAGCCCUGGCCACGGUGCUUGAUAUCAUCAAAUCAGUGAAUGAUUCCAUGCACCAGAUAGCAAUCACAGGAUAUGAGGGGGAUGUCAGUGAGCUUGGCAAGCUGUUGAUGCAGGGUUCCUUCAACGUAUGGACUGACCACAAGAAGGGGCACAACAAGGUGAAGGACUUGGCUAGAUUCAAACCAAUGCAGAGACACCUCUUCCUCUAUACCAAGAUGCUACUUUUCUGCAAGAAACGGGAGGAGAACACCGAUGGCCAUGAGAAGACAGCUUCGUACAGCUUUAAAAAUUCAUUAAAGAUGAGCACUGUGGGCAUUACAGAAAAUGUAAAAGGGGAUAAUAAGAAGUUUGAGAUCUGGUAUAAUGGCAGAGAAGAAGUCUAUAUCAUUCAGGCAUCUUCUGUUGAGCUGAAAAACACCUGGAUUUCAGAGAUCCGCAAAGUCCUGACAGGACAGCUGGAGGCAUGCAGAGAAGCAAGUCAACUGCACCAAAGAAUCACUGAGAGUGUGUAUCAUGCACCAAUGGAUUCCUCCAAUGCAAGCAGGUAUAGCAGGAAGUCAUCAAGUAUAUAUGAAAACAAAUCUGAGACAUCAAAUGUGGAUGCAUCUAACAAUAAAAACAGGAAUUCCAGUCCCAGCGCCAGACAAAAGAGAGUUGAUGCUUCCAGCAGCCUUAACCUUGAGCGCACAGCGCUUGCUAGAAAGCGAUUCACAUUGCAAGGUCUUUCCAACCGCAGAGCUCCACCCAAAGAUCCAGAGUCUAAGGACAGAGAAGUUACCCGUCGCUUUUCCCUAGCCUCCUCCAUCAGCACCACAGUUAAUGCUUCUGCUGUCACCAAAGGUCCCCUUGUUCCUGCAGUUAAAGUCAAGAGACACGAAAUUAAGAGUGACCCAACUCCCCUGGGGUUUGAAGAUGCUUUUGAGAACACCAUUUUGGCCCAGACUAAAUGUAAUGCUGGUUCCACCACGAGAUCCGUACCUAGAUCUGCUUCACAGACAGGUUGGCCCAGCAGACAAAUGCCUUCUCUAGACACAUUUGAAGAUUUUGAAGCCAUCCCUUCCAGCAUGGAUGAACUCUCCAACUCUUCUGAUUUGGAGGAAGAGACCAACCCUAACAAUGGGAGCAAUCUCUUCCGGGUCGAAGGCAGUUUUGACAGCUGUUUCCCAGAUUCUCUUACUCUCGAGGAUGGAGAUUUAGUGCAGUUUGUGCAGGAAGGAGAGAAUGGUCAAUGGUUAGUGAAGAAACUGGUCUCUGAGAAAAGCGACUGGGUUCCUUCCAGCAUAUUACAGCCAGCAGAGGGGGACAGUAACAACAUAAUUAAGAGCAGCAAUGCAGACACGUACAACGAUUCCUGCAGCACAGCCUCACUAGAGUCAGACACGAAGGAAAGUGAGGUGGCCAAAAGCUUCCCAGCAGAACAGAAUGCUGGCAGCUGAACAGCAGGACCAGCCUUCCUCAGGACCUCGUCCACCUGUCUUUAUUUUGGGUGGACACUGGAUCAAAGUUGCCUUUCUCACAAGCUCUGAGGUUCAUAAUUCACUAAAAUUUUAUCAACAUGAACAGAUGAGAACUGUGCUGUCCACCUGGCAAGCUGGGAAAAACAAACUUGAAAGGAGCAUUAAACAUCCAGAAAACAUCAAACCUACCUGCAGUAUUAGAGGAGAAAAAUGCUUCUUGCAUUGAUUAUCAAACUGUUUCAGAAGAUGUGGCCUAAAUUAGGUCGACAGCAGAGCUGAAGAGUCUCUAUGCACGCACCUUUUGGCAACUUUGCUUGAGCACCACAUCACUGCAGAGGGGCACGUGGUGGUUUUGAGUCCUUGCUCCACCCUGGGGUCACCUGGAGGUUUUUCCAUUUGCUUGCCUCUGGCUGUGCCUUCCCUGUCCUCCUUAAUUCCAGCUGAUACAUCAUCACAAAUGUGCCCUUUUUGCUGUCAGUCAACACCAAAAACACUCCACUUGAGGGUGGCUGUGGAAAGGAGACUUCUGGCUGGGACCAUCAGAGAGGCUCCGUGCAGCAGUGACGUGACUGUCCCCUCUGCGGUGGCCGGGAAGGCCCUGCUGCUCACAGCAUUCCACAGCUGGCAUGGUGCAGGUGGCAGCUCCUGCCUGGGAGGUGCAGGGCUAAGCAGGGAAGUAAAGACAUGUAACAGCUACUGUGACAAAGAACACUGAACUCUUUUUACAGUCUAAGUCAUUCCUCUGCCCCCUCUACAGUCUCUGGCUGCUGGAUCACAACACUUUGCAUUUGGUGCCGAGAAUUCAGUUGAAUGCCAUUUACUGUCACAUGUUUGAGUAGACUGCAUGCUUUCCUUGUGUGCUGGGCUAUGAGUAGAUACAUUUCACCCCCCUUAUAUAUAUAUAUAAGUAUAUUUGGAAUAUACUUAAGCAUUGCAAAUAGGCAGUGAGCAUUAGAUGCUCCAAUGAGUGGAUAAAGUGUUGUUGUUAAAUACUUCUUUCCAGGACGUUUGAUGAAAGGACUGUACCAAAUCUCUGCCACAUAAGGAUGUAAUGUAUACUAUAAAGUGAUUACAGAUGUUAUGAUUCCUAUACAAGCCAUUAGCUCAUUUAGAGUAGCUGGUAAGGCAUGAAGGCAUUUUGAUGGUAAUUGGGUCUUAGGUCCCACAAAAGCUGCUAGUGCUGGCAAAUACUGCUAGUGAAGAUAAAUAGCUAAACUAGCUAUUUAAACUAGCUGCUAGUAAAAAUAAAUAUUGACCAGGAGUUGCAAACAGGCAAAUAUCAAUCUGGUAAAAAUGAGCCCAGAAGAAGCUCAAGAGUGAAUGAGUGGCUUUCACUCUUAGGGAUGUUUUGUUUAACCCUUAGACUAGUGGUGCUUUAUGUAAAUAACAAAGGGCACUAAAAGCACUAGAAACGCAGAUGAAGCAAACCAAAACCCACUCUUUAGUAACUGAGCCUCUGAGCAAAGCAGUAGUUGUGUGUAUAAUUUCUGCCCUCACCUUUGCAGGGACUCGAAUGUUUUCCUUUGUGCCUCAGUGGAGGCUGGUGUGGCAAGUACCUUAGCGUGGGAGUCAGGAUAGCUGUGGAGCAGGCAGAUAUUCCUGUUUGAGAAAAAGCUUUGGAGCAGGUAAAGGCUUAGUCAGAUUUUUUUUUUUUUGCCUGUGCAAACUUACUGCUUGAUUAUAAGUUGCACUGUGGUGAUUGAUUCCCAUGGCUCUUCUAACUUUCCAUAUCUAAACUCUGUGAUUUUUGAUAUUUUCUGUUCAGGACUAAAGGACCUUUCUGGAAGCUAUUUUUGUUCUACAGAGGUAGGAACUUGCCUGUUUGUGUUGGUCAUUUACCUCAAAAGUAACAUGUAGGCUCUCAGGAACACAAAUCCUCUUGGUCUACUGUGGUUAUCAGCAUCUUGCAGGAAGACUUGAUUCCUUUCAGUCCCCUAAAGAAAUAUGCAGCGACAUUUUCUCAUAGUGCAAUUACUUUAUGCUCUCUCUAAAAUGAGUUCAGUCUGGUUUCUCUAUUACUUUCAGUAUUUUUUGCACAGGAACAGUGCUGCUGUCUACCCCUGCCCUAAGCAUAGGAGAGGGAAGGGCUAGGGAGCUUUGAUUGCACAUUAGUGAGUAUAGUAAGCUUUGCGUGCGGGAGAGAGGUGGGGAACGAUUACUCUGAGUGUAUGAAACUGCCAAACUGAAGAUUUGUGACAUUGCUGAUGGAUGGAAAGACAAAGGAGCAACCUUCUGGCUUUGCUGACGAGACAAAAUGGGGUUUGAUGACUUUUUGAGCUUUUUAAAUAGUAUGCAGGACAGUCUUUUAAUUAGUGCAUUUCUGUCAAACAAAGUGAUAAUUAAGGGAAUGACUCUCCAUGUACAGUCUAGAAGAUGAUUUGGUAAAGUCCAGCAAGACUAAUGUGUAUGUUAGGUUAUGCUUAUUCUGUCUGUCGGUCUUUGACACCAUCCCAUUCAGGUAGGUGGACCUAAAAAUCAUCAUUUUCAAAUAAGGAUUUCAUUUCAGUGUUGUUUGGAGAUGCUAUAGUGACCAUUUAGAAGUCAUUUAAAAGUAAUGGUUGUGAUGAAGAUUUGUCUGUAGAAGACAGCAGAUCCCAGGUAAAUCCGUGCUGCAGCAGCCCUUGCUGCUGGCCCCAUGCCUGGCUGUGCUCCCGGGCCUGGGCUGGUCACACCUGCCCUCCAGGCUGAGGGUUUGCCUGGGCUCUCCUCUCUCUGCUCUGCUGCUCUUCUGUGAAACUUCAGAAACUUCACAUCCUCAAAACUGCCCUCAAAAGUGCUCACUCAGGUGUGGGUGGGCUGCAGAGUCCUCCCCUGGCACCAAUGGCAAAGAGAGGUGGGCAGAUGCACGACACACCAGUCUUGCUUUUAGUAAACCAGGCUAGAAUAGAAUCAGGCCUGAUCCUUUCCUCUUACCUGGAAACCCCCCAGGUGGAGAGCCAGACCAGUGCUCGUUGUCUUGAACACAAACAGCUGCAGCCAAACCACAUCUGAGCUCUGGCUUUCCUCGCCACCGACAGCAAAGCUCUGCGUGUGUCAUAUUCUGGUUGUGUGUGUGAUGAGAAGCCAUUUUAUUAUCUAUGAUUUUCUUAGAGUCUUGAUAUUUCAAACAGGAUUGGGUAUCAGAAAGGCCAUGUGCUUCCUUUCCAAAAAUACUCAAAGACUUCAAAUAUAUAUAUAUAUAUGUGAUUAGAAAUAUAUCAGAAUACUAAGAAAAAAGAUCCAAAAUGUGUAUUUCUUCUUGCAGCUGGACUGAAACAGCUGCUAAGAUUUCCUCUCCCCAGCUGAGAAUUGGUACAGUUUGUUUUCUUACAUGAUUUCCAUGGUGUUGAUAAUGAUGUAUUUGUAUAUUGUGACUGAUGAGAGAUAAUCAGACAGGGAAAGAGCACAGAAUUACCUGUCCUUUUUUCCAGUCAAUACAGAAUGUAUGAAUUUAUUACAAGAAAAAAAGUGUGCAAAUGAACUUCCUGUAAUUAGGCCAUUCUGACCUGUGUAGAACCACACUUUGUUUGAAAUUUAUAAAAAUUAUAACUAGUACAAAA